CCACGCUUUCAGCAAUGUAGGUUGGGAAUUAGUCCAGCUGUAAAUUGGGGUUUUUACUAACGAGGUUGUAUUUACUUGCCGGCUUCUCCAAUACGACGACAUAAUAUAGCCUUAAACGUCGUAUAUUUUCUCCGCUCGCCAACGAGGUACCGUAUUUUUCGUAAUGUUAUGCUAUGGGAAGAUUACCUAGGUAAGGCAGGUUUACCUAGGAACUCCUAAUAGCACCGAAUAUGCUUGUAGCUGCGCAACGUUACUUUAUUCUACUCCUUCGAAAAGAAGGCAGUACUAGCUAUUAGCAACGAUGCUGUUAGUCAAGUAAAACUGGUUCAAUCUCAUGUCCCUUUGACGAUUGAUUAAGCGCCAAUCUAGGGGAUUAAAGGUACAUUCCCAUGGCCUAUUAACUAAAUGAUUUGAUAAUACAACCAACACCUUGCUCUUCUAUCCCAAGAUAUUCGAUAUCAUGGACGGUCUUUGGGGCCUUAUUAUCGGAGUUUGGCUUCUCUAUAGCCAUUCUUUCCUCAUUUCAGCUCAAUCGCUACAGUCCCAGGCAAUUUUGACAACUCGAGGGAACAGCACUGCACUUCAAAAUAUUGUGGAAUGGGACGAAUACUCUAUAUACGUCCGCGGAGAACGCGUAAUGUUUCUCUCAGGAGAAGUUCAUCCUUUUCGCCUGCCAUCCCCUGGACUUUGGCUGGACGUAUUUCAGAAAGUCAAGGCGAUGGGCUUCACAGGAGUCUCAUUCUACGUUAUGUGGGGCCUGAUUGAGGGCGAACCGGGCCAUAUCCGAGCUGAAGGCGUGUUUGCUCUUGAAGAAUUCUUUCAGGCGGCAUCCGAAGCUGGUAUCUACUUGUUAGCACGACCCGGCCCAUACAUAAACGCCGAAGUAUCUGGGGGUGGGUUUCCCGGAUGGAUCGCGCGUAGCCAGGGUGAAAUACGAUCGGACGACCCAGAUUUCGAGAAUGCAACAAAAACCUACCUCUCGUCAAUCGGAAGUAUCAUCAGCAAAGCUCAAAUUACCAACGGCGGGCCAGUGAUUCUUGUCCAGCCUGAAAACGAGUAUAGUUUCUGUACCGAUUAUACUUCCCCUGGCGGUAUAAAUGCAUGCCUUCAUAAAGGUUACAUGGCUUGGGUCGAGGACGAGCUCCGGAACGCUGGGAUCGUAGUACCCUUUCUGAGCAAUGAUGCCGUGCCAUUGGGGAGUUUUGCUCCUGGAUCUGGCACGGGCGCAGUUGAUAUCUAUGGCCUCGAUGACUAUCCAUUCCUAUGGGGAGGUAGCUGCGCAAACCCCUCAAAUUGGUCUCGUGGGCAAUUCCCCUUGAGCAUGUUCAACUACACGACACAUCUAGCUUUUAGCCCGGAAACGCCAUUCGCAGUUACUGAAUAUCAAGGUGGAGCGCCGGAUCCAUGGGGUGGUGUAGGAUCAGAGCAGUGUUCAGCUCUUAUCAAUAACGAAUUCGCACGAGUCUUCAACAAAGUUCUUUAUAGUAUGAGAGUUUCCUUAUUGAAUUUCUAUAUGAUAUUUGGUGGUACAAACUGGGGAAAUCUUGGCCACCCGGAUGGUUAUACUUCCUACGAUGUGGGUGCAGCUAUUAAGGAGAACCGGCAAUUGACCCGUGAGAAAUAUAGCGAACUGAAACUUCAAGGCAAUUUUUUCCGCGUUUCUCCUUCAUACUUGACGACCGUACCGGAGGAUGGAAGCUUUGCCGUUUACACGAACACAAGCGAAUUGGUCGUGACACUUCUGAAUGGACCAGGUACUAAAUAUUAUGUGAUACGUCAGACCAAUUAUACCUCUCUGGGCAUGAUACAAUAUAACCUAACAGUGAACACAAGCUCGGGGAAUAUAACCAUCCCUCAGCUUGGCGGGGCACUCAGUUUGCAUGGUCGGGAUUCCAAGAUCGCCGUGUCAGAUUAUCCUGUUGGUGAGGUUAACCUGGUGUAUUCCUCAGCCGAGAUACUCUCUUGGAAAAAGUACCAAACGAGAACUAUCCUAAUCCUAUAUGGAGGCGCUGAGGAAAAUCACGAGUUCGCAGUCCCCGCCACUUUGGGAUGCCCAACCUCUAGUGAAGGAGUCAGCUUCAGAUGCGAGCUUAUUCAAGAGCUCGUGGUGGUUCAAUGGGACGUUGAAGACUCCAGCCAGAUUUUGUAUUUCUCUGGCGGUUUUGAAAUACACCUUCUAUGGAGGAACGAGGCUUACAAUUACUGGAUCUUGGACCUUCCUGCACCUGAUCCGAUAGGGCUCUACCCUGCCCCCGUCCGCAAUGACUCCGUGGACUCUUCCGUAAUUGUUAAGGGCGGCUAUCUCAUGCGAAAUGCUUCAAUAUUGGACGAUUCUUUAUAUCUGGUUGGGGAUAUCAACACGACUACGACAAUCGAGGUCAUUGCUUCACCUAUCACACCUAAAAGAAUUUUGUUCAAUGGCGAAGAAAUCCAGAUAACACAAUUGAACCACUCUCGAAUCACUGGGAUAAUCGACUAUGUGCCGCCGACUAUCGAACUACCAGAUCUAACAAAACUAGAGUGGCGGUAUAUUGACUCUCUUCCGGAGCUAGGCCCGGGUUUUGAUGAUUAUGGCUGGAGUGCAUGUGUAUCACCGACCACAAAUAAUACGCGAAACUUAACCACGCCAUUUUCGCUAUACGCUAGUGAUUAUGGAUAUCAUUCUGGAUCUCUAUUAUAUCGUGGUCAGUUUAUAACCACCGGUAAUGAAUCGGCCUUCUUCCUAGGGUCGCAAGGAGGCAGCGGUUUCGCCCACUCAGUUUGGCUUGACUCCACAUUCCUAGGUUCUUGGACUGGGGGUCCUUCUUCGUCCUAUAACCAAACCUUUCCAUUUCCCUCUAAAUUUGAAAUGGGUGAGAGGCAUGUACUAAAUGUAUUGAUCGACCAUAUGGGGCUACAUGAGAACUUCGAGGCGGAUGGCCAGGGGAUGCGUGAGCCUAGAGGGAUACUCUACUACGGCUUGGUCGGACAGCCUGAUCCCCUGGUACUUUCUUGGAUCGUGACUGGAAACGUUGGGGGAGAACAGUACAUUGACCACAGCAGAGGCCCUUUGAACGAGGGUGGUAUAUGGGCGGAGCGAAAAGGAUAUCAUCUCCCCGGAGCUCCAACGAGUAAAUGGGAAAAGCGUUCUCCUAGUCAGGGCUUGACUUCUCCCGGGGUCGGAUUCUUCAGCACGGAAUUCGAUCUCCAAAUCCCACUAGGAUAUGAUGUUCCCAUCAGUUUGAGAAUUGGAAAUAGUUCGUACUUAAACGCGACUCAGAAUUUCCGGGUCCAGAUUUUUAUCAAUGGUUGGCAAUUUGGAAAAUAUGUCAACAACUUGGGACCUCAAAAUCGCUUCGUACUCCCAGAGGGGAUUCUUAAUUAUAACGGUACCAACUACCUUGCACUCACCCUCUGGUCCCUGGACCCAUCAGGAGACACUGUCGAGGAUCUCGCUCUCGAAGUCGACGGAAUAAUUCAGAGUGGCUAUAGAAAACCGUAUUUAGUAGAGGGCAGCUCUUAUUCUGAAAGGGGAUUUGGGUGAUCUUUAUUCGUGGUCACGGUUACUGAAGAUGAUAAUAACAAUUGCCCAUGCGUGUAAGCCCUAGGAAAAUAGCUAGACAGUUAUAUAAAGCCGAGCAAUUAAGUGUCUUCAAAUGAAA
Hypoxylon trugodes is the source of this 3641-nucleotide messenger RNA. Its product is annotated as glycoside hydrolase family 35 protein. Gene Ontology annotation, cellular component: vacuole. The transcript is spliced from 5 exons. Lineage: Eukaryota; Fungi; Ascomycota; Sordariomycetes; Xylariales; Hypoxylaceae. Gene Ontology annotation, molecular function: beta-galactosidase activity. The coding region runs from base 461 to 3523 and encodes 1020 amino acids. The record is from RefSeq and is a predicted model, not a curated record. Gene Ontology annotation, biological process: carbohydrate metabolic process.